AUGCCCUGGCGGCCACUGCCUCGCAUCGCCUUUGCGGUGGCCAUCUACCCGUUCCACCCCUCUUCUCCCGCGGACCUCCCCCUCGAACUUGGCGAUGAAUUGUAUAUUAUUGAACAGGGCGGUUCAAAUGGCGAAUGGUGUCGCGGUUAUCUUGUUGCGCCACCGUCAUUGCUGGCGGGUUUGACGAGUACCAAGGGUCAGACACUGGAGGCCCGCGUCUUCUCGGGUAUCUUCCCGCGGAACUGUGUCGAGAUCCGGGAAGUUCUCGGCGACGGCGAAGGAUAUAAAGCUCUACUCAAUGGCGAUCGGAAGAGCGUAGAUCGUUUGACCCUGCCAGGUCUAUCGGGACCAGAGACCGAUCUAGUGUCGCGCAGCAGUGUGGCCUACUCGGUCACCGAAUCCCAGGCCGGCGGCGAGGUGUCGGACGUGAUAGUCGCUAAGAAGGGCAAACCAGCACAGAUUGUGAUUCACAAAAUAGACGAGUCCGAUCUAUCUAAUCCGCCAUCUGCGCAUACCUUCCGAACCGGAUCGAUACCGCACACGCCCGUGACUUUGACUCCCCGCGACCCCGAUGCGCCGAAGCCCGCUGCCCCCGUGCCGAUGCUUAAAGUUGGCGACGAGACGCCCACGUCGCUAACGGAGCCAUUGGUCGACGAAAUCGCCUCCUGCUUGCGUGAAUGGCACUCGACAAACUUGCACGAGCUGCUACUGGCUCGCCAGUAUGAUGUGUUGGAGGAAAUGUCGACAAUCGUCCAAGAGCUGGAUUUCGCUAGACGCCAAUUGCUGCACAAUGUGUUGACUGGUAAAGAGAAGGAGGCACUUCGGGAUGAGACAGUCUGGAAGCUUGUGAGAGCCAACAAAAUGUUGAGCGGGGAUACUAUCGUACGGGAUCCUGAGCAGCGAGGUCGAUUGUUGACGGGUGAAGAUUCGGCCAUUCAACUCGCAAAGCUCCAGUCUGAAAUGAGCAUGCUCGAUAGCAGCCCGGUUACCCAUUCUGACACGACUGCUCUGAACCACCUCUUGUUGGAAAUCAACGCAGUGUCAGGCAAUGCCCCUGGACCUGUUUCUCUCGGGAUCCAGCUGUAUUCGCGGUCCGACUCUGGCGCAUUCAAUCCGUUGUCUGAAACAUACAGCCUGGAUAUUCCCUCUCCUGACAAGUUUGUCAGUUUGACACAGAGCAACAAAUUGAAAACGCUUUUCACGGAACUCGCUGCAACGGAUAUCGGGGAUGGAUCCCCGAAUGGUCGCCAGCUAUAUGUCGUUGCUUCUGUGCGUGCAGCAGAGUCUCGAUCAACCGUUGAUAACACACCCGUCUCAAGAUCGUCGAUAUCACGCGAAGGGUCCAGUGCUUCAAAACCAGCCGCUGCUGGUGGAAUCCAGCCAUCGGUCAAAGGCAGUCUGCGAACUCGGCGCAGCAUGAUGUGGGCACCUAAGUCUCGGGGCUCUCCCAGUCUGGAUCAAACACCCAGGUCUGCUACCUCAGGAGCUCCGCGGUCAUCGAGCAGCUCGUCCGCCCCGCAAGAGCCAAACACACCCCAGCCUGCCACUAUCAAAGAGAGCUCUACCAUACGGACCAUUGGUGUGGGUAUCCUGGAGGUGUCUCCGAUUUUACGACAAGACCGGGACACGGAAUCUGUCAUCAACAUCUGGUCUCCUUCCCAUGAAGGUGAAGAAGGCGAGGGACACCCUGAUGGGUUUGAAAAGCUACUUCAUACCCUUCUCCCUAGCCCGAACGGUCGGUAUGUACGUGCUAAUACCGCUCGUCUGCACAUAAAUCUGCAUCCCUUCACGAGUACCGACCAGGAAGCCCUUGUGCGUCAGAACCCAACAAUCCUUCAGGAUGUUGUGCAGACCCGCCGCAUCGGUUUCUCCAAGGCCCCCACCAAGCCGCGGUCAGAUAUCUACGUGACGAUUUCGCAAGCUGUCUUCCCUACAGAUGCCCUUCUGUCUCACCCAACAGCUGGCCAGAUUCCUCUGCAGCCAACUACCGAUCUUCGCAACCUCCAGCUCACACUAGAAGUUCGCGAUGCGUCUGGUGCGCGGGUGGACAAAUGCGUCUACCCUUCAUCCGCCCAUACUUCACACACCGCGUGGCGGACGACAAUUGCCGAACGGGGUACGCCCUGGUAUCAAACUAUUCGCCUGAACAUUCCCACCGAGAAAAUUCCCGGCUCGCACAUGAUUAUGAGCGUUGCCGAUGCGCCAGAAUUCCCGUUUGCCUUAGCGUGGAUGCCUCUCUGGGACCAGCAGGCUUUCAUCCGAGAUGGCCAGCAUUCUCUGCUGCUCCAUGCCUAUGACAAGCAGACAUCCAGCCUCGAGAACGGCAAGGGAGCGUACUUGAACCUUCCGUGGAGUGCCCUGGGCAAAAACGAGUCGGCCAAGGACGAAGCGGUUACAGGACCUUUGGCAACUCUGCGCCUCCAGACUCACCUCUGCAGCACGGAGUACUCACAGGAUCAGGUCAUCUUGAGCCUUAUGAACUGGAAAGAGCGGCCUGUCGACGAAGUACUUAAUACCCUCAAGCGCUUGCUGUUCGUUCCCGAAAUGGAGAUUGUCAAGCAACUACGUGGAGUUUUCGACGCACUCUUCGGUAUUUUGGUGGAGAAUGCUGGCAACGAAGAAUACGAAGAUCUAAUUUUCAAAAACCUGGUUACUGUACUCGGCAUCGUUCAUGACCGACGGUUCAACCUGGGCCCUCUGGUUGACCACUAUGCGGAUGAGCAAUUCAAUUUCCCCUUUGUUACGCCAUGCCUGAUUCGGAGCUACCUGCGCCUACUGAAUGCUGCCACUGAUGUCCACCAGUCCCGCAAUCUCCGUGCCGCGUUCAAGGUCGGACGACACCUGCUCAAGUUCAUCAUUAAUGCCCGCGAGCAGCAAAAAGCAAAGGAAGAGGGUAUCGGAAUUACCUCGGUUCAGUCGACCUUCAACCGAGACUUGCACACGAUCUUCAAGUCUAUGGAAAGUCUCAUGAAAAACACCUCUCCAGCUUUGGUCGGAAGCAAGACCUUGAUUGUGCAGCACUUCCACUCAUGGCUACCUGAACUUUCCAAGGUCCUUGGCCGCGAUGAGAUGAUUAUGAUUGCUUUGAGUUUCAUGGAUUCCUGCAAGGAUGUGACGGGAAUGUUGGUUCUUUACAAGCUGGUUCUGAUCCAGAGCUACACCCAGUUUGAAAUCUUCUCCUCCGGAGAGGAGAGACAGACUCUAAUUUCUAGCUGUGUGGGCUGGUUGGCACCCUACUGGGGUUCUACUACCAGCGUCUCUGACCAGUACCGCGACCAGGUUCGCCUCAGCAGUGCAAUUGUGGCUCAGUUGCUGAACCAGCUUCAUCCUCAGCUUUACGAUUUCAUGCCGAGCAUUGUUGCCUCUUACUGUGCUAUUUCUGCGGAGGGGGUGGAUGAUACGGAGUUUUUGUCCCUGCUCUUCAGCAAGUCUUUCCCCUUCCAAGUCAAGGUCUCCAAGACCCCUCAGAAAUUCGAUGAAGCCUUGGUCGAGUUGUCGGCCAUCAUGGCAGCCAUUUCUAAGAUCGUGUCUCCCAAGACUCCCAACCUGAAGGAGCUGGAGCUAGCAACGUUUGUUGGCCAGGCUCUCGAGGCCCACAACUCUAUCCUCGACUGCGAGGCCUAUCCGGAGACCUGGUUCAGUAUUCACGUGUAUAACCAUCGUGCAACGAUCAAGAGUUUGGAGCACCUUGCUCUGCUCCUGAUUGACAAAUUGCUUCCUGAUGCUGAUGACGCCGACGACUUUGAUACAAAUCUCUGGGAGUCAUUCUUCACGACGGUGCUCAAGGUGAUUUCUAGUGAUGCCCUAGCCCUGGAAACAUUCCCCGAGCAGAAGCGCCGCGCGGUCUGGAAGAUUGCGGGUGAUGUUCGUGAGCAGGGUGCCGACCUUUUGCAAUCUACAUGGGAUGCAAUUGGUUGGGACACGACCGAUGAGGAAAGAGAACGAUUCAGUCUGAAGAAGCUGGGUGGGUAUCAGGUUCAGUAUGUACCUAAUCUGGUGCCCCCAAUCAUUGAACUGUGUUUGAGCGUGCACGAGGGUCUUCGUCAUGUUGCCGUUCACAUUCUCCGGACGAUGAUUCUCAGUGAGUGGGACUUGAACCAGGACAUCUCUAUCAUCGAGACCGAGAUCAUCUCUAGUCUAGACUCACUCUUCAAGGUCAAGCAUAUGAGCGAGAGCGUCAGCCAGAAGAUCUUUAUUGGCGAGCUACUGGAAUUAUUUGAAGGGGAUGUGGAAUCUGACGAGGAUUUGUUCAAUGCUGUCAAGGGUCUCAUUGCCACCGUUGAUGAACUGCUCGACCUUCUGGUUGCCUCACAGAGCAGUUCCUCGACCCAAAGUCUGCAUGCACUGAAGCUGAUGGAGUACAUGAAGGACAUGGGUCGUGAGGAUAUCUUCAUUCGUUACGUUCAUGAACUCGCCGACCACCAGGCCGCCUGUGACAACUUCACCGAGGCUGGUCUGGCACUCCAGUUCCACGCUGACCUUUACGAGUGGGAUGUUAACAAGCCUCUUCCCGAGCUGAUGACGCCGGCCUUCCCAGCACAGACUGCGUUCGAGCGAAAGGAGUCUUUGUACUUUUCGAUCAUCCAGCACUUUGAGAACGCCAUGGCCUGGUCCCCUGCGUUGGCUUGCUACAAAGAACUCGCAGCACACUACGAGAGCACGACAAUGGACUUUGCGAAGUUAUCCCGGGCGCAGAGCUCUAUGGCUCGUAUCUACGACUCUGUCGCCAAGGGCACCAAGCAAUUCCCCCGGUACUUCCGCGUUGUCUACAAGGGUCUCGGAUUCCCGCCUAGCCUCCGGGAUAAGGAGUUCAUCUUUGAAGGUUCCCCCACGGAGCGCAUGGCAUCGUUCGUGGAUCGUAUGCAACGGGAGCACCCUACUGCGCAGAUCAUGUCGUCGGGUGAGAUCCCUGACUACGAGGGCCAGUUCCUUCAGAUCACCGGUGUCACGGCCCAUCGUGACAUUUCUCAUUCCGUCUAUCAACGAUCGAAGGUGCCUGGGUCCGUUCGCGAACAUUUGCUGAUCUCGGAGCCAACUCGCUUCUCGGCCACCUCUCGGCGACACACCAACAGCUCGGAUGUGCGUGAGCAGUACGUUGAGAAACUUAUCUUUAGUACUGCGGAGCCAUUCCCGAAUAUCCUUCGUCGCAGCGAGAUUAUUGCUGUGAAGGAGGUCGCCCUGUCUCCCCUGCAGACUGCCAUCGAACGGACAUGGCGCAAGACACAGGAAUUGCAGAUUCUGGAGCGUCGGGCGGCAUCGGGCGAGGACAAUGGCUUGUCGAAUUUGACCGAGGCGCUGGAACAGUUGCUUGAGAUGCGAUCAUCACCGUCCAACUGCGUUGCGGUUUACCGCGCUUUCUUGGGUGGUCCUCAAGGUACCAAGGAAAGCAAUGAGGGUGAAACGGCAGAGACUGAGGACGCUGAUGCCGAGAUCAAUGAGGAAGAGGAGGAGCCAGAGACCAUGGACCCAAUGGAGAAUGCUCUUGCAGUUGCUCUUAUCGACCAUGCCUUGGCCAUCAAGCACGCGCUCUCCCUUUAUCAGCGCCCAGCUCAACAAGCUACCCAGGCCGAGCUCCUGCGUCGUUUCGAGACGGCCUUUGAGCCUGAACUUGCAUCCCUCUCGACUACCCCGCCGGAAUUCUCAUCACCAACUCCCACACAGCCUUCUCAUCGGUCCCCCUCAACAGAGACGCGUCUUAAACAGGCUGUGCAGCGCUCCGUCAGCCCGGAACAAGAACUUAUCCGGGCAUCCCGGGGUAAUACACACAACCGUAAGCGCUCAGAACGGCAGUCGGUCAGCCAUCGGAUCAGCAUUAUCAACCCAUUCAAGCGGUCACACGGUGCCUCGAACUCUAUUUUCACCAUCCAGCAAUCCCCGGAGAAGGCUCAGAAUGGCACAGGUGACCUCGAGGAGGGUACCGAGGACGACACCGCCACUAUCCACAGCCGAGCCACGAGUCAAUCCCGAGGUGGUAAGAGUGACAAGCGGCGCAGCUGGUUCGGCGGAGAAAAGAUUAAGCAGGGCUCCUCUCCAUCCGUGGCUGCUGUCAGUGAGGAGGUUCACGGCACAUCGCCCAAGAAGCGUCCCUCACGGAGUGCAUCCCGCGACACUGCCGCCCAGUCCCACGACGGACGCAGCCGCGCGGGCUCGCAGCAUCGUGGACCAACUGCCACCGGUGCUGUCGGCUCCCCAUCCGAGCGACCAACCCCUGCGUCGAGUGGAGGAUGGUCUACCAUCCCUUCUACGCGCGAUUAUGCGCGCCCAGUGACCCGGGACAGUGCCCACACUGGUCGUGACUUGGCCGGCAGCUUGAACGGGGCGUCGCUGGCGUCGGUGUCUGCGCAGCCGGUCAAUAAUCUACCCAACAAUAAUGGCAUGCGCGAUUCGGUGUUCCGGCGGUUUAGUCUUUUGAAGGGGGUUGGUCGGAAGACUAGUCGUAUGGAUUUUAAAGCUAACGGCACCUUGCAAGAGGAGUAG
Molecule: messenger RNA, 6477 nt
Organism: Penicillium daleae
Lineage: Eukaryota; Fungi; Ascomycota; Eurotiomycetes; Eurotiales; Aspergillaceae
Product: guanine nucleotide exchange factor DCK1
Exons: 1
Coding region: 1-6477 (2158 amino acids)
Biological process (GO): small GTPase-mediated signal transduction
Cellular component (GO): plasma membrane; cytoplasm
Molecular function (GO): small GTPase binding; guanyl-nucleotide exchange factor activity
Source: RefSeq, a predicted model, not a curated record